UUUAUAUUGUAGAAAAAUAAAUUUUUUAUUGAAAUGGAUAAAGUUGCUGAAUUAAGUGAAGCGCUUCCAUCUCAUGCAAAUGAUAUAGUUCACAUUGAAGUAUGUCAAAAUCAAAAAAGUGUUGCUUGGUCAACUGAUAUAAAAAAGCAUGUAUUUGAGUUUUUAACAAAAAUUCCAUUAAAAUAUGGUGAUACCUAUACAGAAUUUUCUGGGGAUGAUUUUCUAGCUGCUAAUGUUGAAUUCAUAAGUAUAUUUGAUGUUGAUGGUUCAUCAUCUACACCAAUUGAUAAGUCGAAGUUUCAAGCAGCCAUUCAUGUUUUUCAAUUGCAUACAGAAGGUGCUGCUUCAGAAGAAAUUGACGAAGAUGAACUAUCUGCAGCAAGCCAUUGGAUUCUUCCUGCAACUGAAUUUCAAGGAAUGUGGGAAAGUCUAGUUUUUGAUGUGGAGGUCAAACAACAGCUAUUAAACUAUGCGUCAACUACACUUCUUUUUUCAGAUAGAGCUGUGGAUUCUAAUAUAAUAUCAUGGAAUAGAGUUAUACUUUUACACGGCCCCCCUGGUACUGGCAAAACAUCAUUAUGCAAAGCACUGGCUCAGAAGUUAGCAAUACGCUUAUCAGACAGAUUUCGUUAUGGUCAACUUAUAGAAAUAAACAGUCACAGUUUGUUCUCAAAGUGGUUUUCAGAGAGUGGAAAAUUAGUUCAAAAAAUGUUUCAAAGAAUUCAAGAACUUAUUGAUGACCCAGAAUCCUUAGUUUUUGUUUUAAUUGAUGAGGUUGAAAGCUUGACAGCAGCUCGCACAGCAGCUAUGAAAGGAGCUGAACCCUCAGAUGCCAUAAGAGUAGUUAAUGCACUUCUAACACAAAUUGAUAAUAUUAGAAGAUUCCCUAACGUUAUGAUACUUACAACAUCAAAUAUAACAGGAGCAAUUGAUCUAGCAUUUGUAGACCGAGCAGAUAUUAAACAAUACAUUGGUCCUCCUUCGUUGCAUGCAAUAUUUACAAUAUACCACUCUUGUAUCACUGAGUUAAAAAAGAAGCAACUUAUUGCUCGCGCUAACUUACCAGAUCUCAGAACAUUAAAAAUGAUGAGAUUCCAAGAAAAUGAAGCAAAUUCUAUUAGUUUUCGUCUCUUGGAGGUGGCAAGAAAAAGUAUUGGUUUAAGUGGGAGAACAUUGCGAAAGUUGCCCUUCUUAGCGCAUGCUCUUUUUUUACAGUCUCCAGGUAUGGUAACUCAAUCUCAGUUCAUUAGCGCACUUUCUGCAGCAGUUGAUAAACAAAUUGACGACCGCUGUAAGCUUUCAUCCGAAAUCAAAAAGCAAUUCGACGACACACCUUUUCAAAAUCUUCCAGUAGAUCAAAAUCAAACCGACAAACAAGUCGCGCAAUUAAUUGAAAACAGUGAUUUUAAGACGCAGAAUGGUUUUGGUCAUUAAGUUUAGUUUGCCAACUAAGAUUGAAAAUUUCAAUUAUGAGAUUUCAAUUACUUUUAGGAGGAUAAAGAUUAUAAAGAAGAGACGAAUGUUGCAUUUGAAAUUUUAAAUGUUUUAUUUUUACAUAAUUUUAUGAUGAUAGAUCCCUCCAACAUAACGAGUUUUUAUAAGUUUUUUAGAAAUUUGUUAAUUUUUAAUGUUGUGAAUAGUUUUGAAAAAUAUUGACUAUAUUUAUUA
Molecule: messenger RNA, 1668 nt
Organism: Hydra vulgaris (swiftwater hydra)
Lineage: Eukaryota; Metazoa; Cnidaria; Hydrozoa; Anthoathecata; Hydridae
Product: pachytene checkpoint protein 2 homolog
Biological process (GO): reciprocal meiotic recombination; meiotic recombination checkpoint signaling
Cellular component (GO): chromosome; nucleus
Molecular function (GO): ATP hydrolysis activity; ATP binding
Source: RefSeq, a predicted model, not a curated record